Messenger RNA from Carassius gibelio (silver crucian carp), 3535 nucleotides. Its product is annotated as stonustoxin subunit beta. The transcript is spliced from 5 exons. The record is from RefSeq and is a predicted model, not a curated record. Gene Ontology annotation, molecular function: protein binding. Lineage: Eukaryota; Metazoa; Chordata; Actinopteri; Cypriniformes; Cyprinidae. Bases 697 to 3138 code for a protein of 813 amino acids.
ACACAACACAACUGUAGUUGUUUUUUCUCAAAACGUUUCCUUUCCGGCUACACUUUAUAAAAGUGGAUGUCGAGUUAGCAAAGUGCAACAUAUGCAAUAAGAGUAUUGCAACCAAAGCCGGUGUUAAUGAAGCAUUUGUUUGGAUGAGUGUUUUGCCCUCCCUCCCUGUUUAGUUUGGUCUACUCCAUGCGUAUCUUGAAACACGCCCCCUUUCACGUUGUCUAAAAAACAGAGAGAGACAGAUUUAUCCGGUACAGUGAAUUUCUCUAAGCAGCAGGCCACUGUAUACGUUCACUUAAAACAUAACUGACUGUGUUUACGAGAAUACUUGCAGAGACAAUUAUUUUGAUAUAAUUGUGUGUGUAAGUGUUCAUUCAGAAGUUACGAUACGCGAAAGAUGAAUUCAUUCUCUGUACGCGUAUUGUCUGAAAUGCUGCUCGCAGCACGUGCUUUGAAUGAGUGAGUGCAAGCUCCGAAUGUGCACAAAUUGUUUAAAAUGCUUGAAUCAGCAAUAUUUAGAAACAAAUGCAAAUGAACGGCUAUGAUCCGUUUCACCCCUGCAAGCGAGUGAACAACGCAAAUCAAGUUAGGAAUUUUACAUCACUAUUCACAAUAGCACAUCGGACUGGAAAACACAAUACCCCUGGGACAUCAAGAUAGCGAUUUUAAGAGCCCUGCACCUCAGAUCAAUCAAACAUGGAAUCAAAACCCAUUGAAAUGGCAGCCCUAGGAAGACCUCUGUAUCCUGGUAUGCUGUAUGACUGCCGUGAAGAUUCCUUCAUUCCAGGUGUUACUCUGUGGGAUAAGAAAUCACUGAAUGAAGAUCCGUACAGUCGUCCACAGCUCAUGACAGAUUUAAAGUUCAGUAGCUCGGACUCUCUCUCUGAUAAGUCCAGUCUCCUGGAUGUAAGUGCUUCCCUGAAGGCCAGCUUUUUGGGAGGGCUAGUGGAGGUGGGAGGAUCUGCCAAGUACCUGCGGAACACUAAAUCUUCAAACCAGCAGUCCAGAGUAACAAUGCAUUACAGUGAAACCUCAAAAUUCAAACAACUCAGUAUGACUCAUCUGGGCCAGUUCACCUACCCUCAGGUGUUUGAGCAGAAAACUGCAACUCAUGUGGUCACAGCUGUGUUGUACGGAGCUCAGGCCUUCAUGGUGUUUGAUCGUUCAUUUGUAGAAGAUGAAAACAGGCAGGAGAUUGAGGGAGAACUGAAUGUCAUGGUCAAGAAGAUCCCUAAAUUAUCUAUUGAGGGACAAGGAGCUGUAGAAAUGACAGAUGAGGAAAAGAAGAAGGCUGAGGAGAUCACCUGCACAUUUCAUGGUGAUGUCCAUCUUGAGCAGAACCCCACCACAUACAUAGAAGCCCUAGAGGUGUAUAAGAAGCUCCCCUCUCUACUGAGGAAGAAUCCAGAGAAUGCAGUGCCAAUAAAAGUCUGGCUCUAUCCUCUUUCUCUACUGGAUCCAAAAGCAGCUCAGUUGGUUAAAGAAAUCAGCACACGUCUCAUUUCUAACACUGAAAAUAUAAUAGAGGAGCUGGGAGAAGUAGAGAGGAGAUGCAAAGACCUGUCCAGAAGAAAAAUUGUAAAUUUAUUCAGUGACAUUAAAGAGAGGCUGAACUCAUUUCAGGGAUCAUUUAGCAAUUAUAAGAUGGUACUCCAGAAAGCACUGGCCAGAGUCUUGCCUGCUAUUCGAGGAGGAGGGAUGGAGGAAGAGUCACUGGCAGACAUCCUGAAGAUCCACUUUAACUCCCCUUUUAAAGCUAGCAAGCUUAACCAGUGGUUACAUGACACCGAGUUACAACUUGACCUCUUGAGUGUUUACACUAAGACACUGAAGGGGAUCCAAAUAGAAGAUUCAGACAGUCUCAUCAGCCUCCUUGAUCCUGAUAUUGAUUUUGUGGUGUGCUUGACCUUCACAUCUCUGAAAUAUAAAGACCAAUAUCUUUCAACCCUGAAUGAGUUUCUAAAAACUGACCCCUUUAAAGAAUUAGAUGGGGAAAACAAGUUUCCCCUGACAUCUUCUUUCAGAAAAUCAUUCAACCCUCAUGAUUUCACUUCAAAAAUGAGAGAAAACUUAUCUCACUUCAGAAGUUUUUCAGAGGCCAAUAAAGAUGAAAGGAGAAUGCACUUCAUUAUUUCUGCAAUAUCUGAUUCCUCCAGUCCAGGCUCCUCGAUCUAUCUGUAUGAAAAAGGGAUUCUGACAGAUACACAGUUCCAGCCUGUGUCCAAGCCGCCCCCACCAGAAGUGAAGAAUGUUCUGGACCAAACUGUGUCCCUGAAACUGCAGAAGUCCCCAACUGGAGAAACAGUGAAGUAUAGAGUAGAGUACAAGCAGAUGAAAGCAGAUUCUGGAGCUGAGGAACAGUGGCUCUUCAUAGACACAGCUGAUGAAGACUUUACACUGACUGGAUUGAUAUCUGGAAAGCAGUACCUGAUCCGCUACAGGAUAGUGGGUAAAGUAGGAGUGAGUGAAGCCAGUGAUACUGUCAGCCCUACACUUUCUCAAAUCACUGACUGGACCAGGAACGAAUUCCUACAAUAUGGCUGUUUUCUCACACUGGAUCCAAACACAGCAAACACUGAUCUCAUUCUGUCUGAGGAGAACAGAGAGGUGACAUGUGUGGAAGAGUCUCAGUCGUAUCCUGAUCAUCCAGACAGAUUUGAUGAUGUCUAUCAGGUGUUGUGUAAAGAAAGUGUGUGUGGACGUUGUUACUGGGAGAUUGAGAGCAGUGGAGAAUAUGUGUUUAUAUCAGUGUCAUAUAAGAGCAUCAGCAGGAAGGGACGGGGUGGUGAGUCUGUGUUUGGACAUAAUAAUCAGUCCUGGAGUUUGAUCUGCUUUCGUGACAGUUACUCAUUCAGACACAAUAACAAACAGACUGUUCUCCCUGUGAAGUCCAUCAUCAGCAGAACAGGAGUGUAUGAUGAUGAUAAUAUCAGUAGAACAGGAGUGUAUGAUGAUGAUGAUGAUAAUGAUUAUAUCAGUAGAAUAGGUGUGUAUGUGGAUCACGGAGCAGGAACUCUGUCCUUCUACAGCGUCUCUGAAAACACAAUGAGCCUCAUCCACACAGUCCAGACCACAUUCACUCAGCCGCUCUAUCCUGGGUUCACUGUUGGUCAUAAAUCAUCAGUGAAACUGUGUUGAUGGAUCAGAGACUGACGAGAGAUUCUACCCAUAAUGCUUUGAGCUGCAUGAUGAACCAGUGACAGUGAGAUGUUAUAGAGUCUCUUCAUGACAUUAAUACUGCAGCUGAACAUCUGUCACUGAAAUAACAGUCAGAAUAAAUGUGUAUCAGAAAUCAUCAUAUAAACCAUAAGAUCAGUGUGUGUGUGUGUGUGUGAGAGAGAGAGAAAGUGUGUGCGUGUCUGUGUGUGUUUAUCUACAUUUGUGUUUUUAUUGUAGUCAGAACAAUAAUUUGUAUUAUUUCUAUUAAAAUGUUCUUUCAACAGAAAAGUUCUUUGUGAAUCAUGUUUGUGAAAAGUACAUCAUUAGUUUUUCUCUCUGGUUUUUGUUCAUAAAUAAUAAAACAAUGAGAAAUGAA